This is a messenger RNA of Lucilia cuprina (Australian sheep blowfly), 6580 nucleotides long. RefSeq lists its product as uncharacterized. The transcript has 3 exons. Gene Ontology annotation, cellular component: nucleus. The record is from RefSeq and is a predicted model, not a curated record. Lineage: Eukaryota; Metazoa; Arthropoda; Insecta; Diptera; Calliphoridae. Gene Ontology annotation, biological process: regulation of DNA-templated transcription. The coding region runs from base 809 to 5077 and encodes 1422 amino acids.
UGUUUAAUAUUUUGUACUGUUGUGUUUUGUUGGUCUGGUUCUCAACCAACGUUUACAUUUUAUACCAUACAUUCAGCCAUACCAACAACAAACACACACUUCUAUACAUACACACAGAGUUGUCGUUGUUGUCGGUCGUCCAUUGCUAACAUGCCAGCAGCCACUCCAGUGGCUUGCGACUUGCCUACUAUCAAACAUCUGAACGUCGCGUAUACAUUAUAUUUGAAAAAAAAAUAACAAAAAAAUUAUAUAUAAAAUAAAUAUAUAAACGGACGUGUUAAAUGCGUCGCUACUUUUAUAAUAUUGUUUAUUAAAAAAUAUAAAAAUAAAUUAUUGAAAGAAAUAAAUUUUUGAAAAUAUUAAAAAAACCUAAAAAAUAAACGUAAUAUUAACUUUAAAAAAAGUACUUUUUAUAAAAUUGCAAAAUAUAAAUAAAAACAACUAAAUAUAGAAAAAAUAAUAAAAAAAAACAGCUGAAAUCAUAAUUACAACAUGCUCAACAACAAAAUGUUUUAUUUGCGGAUUAUUCUAACAUAAAAAAGAACACCGCCCCUAAAAAAUACACCCAACUGCAGGAAGAAAAUAAACGACUGGAAUCGUUUUGCUAAAAAAGCGAAAUUUUCAUAAUAUUCCGCCACAACGAACAAAAUGCUGAAUAUUGAAUCAAACAAAAAUAGAUCACAAAAACUCAUGUUACAACAAACUACUAAUACAGCUCAAUAUCUACAAAAGAAGAAAAAAUCACAAAACUUUAAACAACGAAUAUUUCUAGUCUUAAAAAAUACUGCUAACAGCAAACAGCAUAUUAAUGAAUAUUAAUCAGGAGAAGCAACAUCAUCAACAGCAUCAACAUCACCAACACCACCACCAGCAACAGCAACCAACGUUCACCAACGGAAUCCAGCAGCGACACACUAACGCUAGUAAUACAGCACAACAUUUAUCAUCGACACAAAACUCUACAACAAGCUCAAGUCUACCGUUACCACCACCCUUGCACACAUUGCCUGAGUUGGACUUGGAGUAUUUGAAAAAAGCACAUGCGCAUGCACAAGCAACUUUUGCCUACAGCUACGAACGUCAGCAACAACAACAGCUUCAGCAGCAACAACAAUUAGCCAGACGCACGAACUUGGAACACGAAUAUAUUGGCAAGUGUAGCAACGCCUACAAUAUACACAAUUUACCCGUCGUUACCAAUAGCUCAGUUUCAUCUAUGGUAAUGUCACCAAGUAGGCGUCCAUCGCCACCUCGAGCUGCAGCACAUCCCAUGAAUAUGCAUCUUAGUGCUAUGGCUCAUGCACAAAUGCAAUUUCAAUUGCAACAGAAACUUUCUGCCGCAGCAGCAGCUGCUGGUACCACAGGUCAUGCAACACAUGCAGGUCUUGCUCCACCAGGCCACUUAAGUAAUUAUUUUCGUAAUCCUGCUUCGCCUGCAGGAGGUGGCGGUGUCAGUUCGACUUCAUCUGGUAUGACAGGUUCACAUACAACGCUUAGUUCUAGUGCUUCCAAUAACUCAUCAUCUUCAUCCUCAAAUACUCAAACAUCACCCGCCUCGGCAGCUCCUAAUCCUUUAAGUCAUUUGCAGAAUAUGCAGCCGUUUGAUUUUCGUAAAAUAAAUUCUGCAGCCUUGGGUGCAUUUCCCGGUCUUCCACCUCCAGCUCGCCUAAGUCCCAGCGAAUUGGUUCAUCAUCAACAUUUGCAACAGCAAGCCGCCCAACAAGCUGCUAUGUUGGCUCAAGCUAGGAGACGAAUAAAUGAGGCUACUACUCCCUCGGAGAAGAAUGCUGCUGUUGCCGCUGCUGCAGCAGCUGCGGCUCAAAGUAAUCAGUUCUUUAACGCUAUGGCUAUGUCGGGUCAUCCUUUGCCCUUUCAUUUGCCUCCUCCGCCGCCCAUGCCUCACUUACACCCACCUUCUCCCAAUUCAUCUGCUAAUAGCUCAACAGGCUCAGGAUUGCCAGCAAGUUUGACCAGCAACCAAGUGGCCGCUAUAGCUGCUGCAGCCGCAGCUUCCGGUAAUCCUAUGCCCCACGGUCUUCUCUCAUCACAUUUUCCCGGUUUAAACCCUUCACUGGGUAUGGGAAAACCUCUAAUACGUUCAAAAUCACCGGAAAUGGAUAAACCAAAAAAUUCAGAUAUUAAUCACUUACGUGAAUCCUCCACCUCACGGCGCACCCCACCAGUCCGUAGUGUUUCACAAUCAUCUCUAUCUACAUCCUCUGUCACGCAGUCAUCUUCCUCAGUUACAAACUCCUCGAGCAAUUACCAAAGUCAAAGAGAUCUUAGGGAAUCGACCAGUAGUCAAAGAAACUCUAUGCAACAUGAUUCUUCAUCUACGCACAGUCAAAGACUUUCACGAAUAUCUUCUACUUCGGGUUUAAGAUCCAGCCGAAAGACACAUUCUCCCGGUAAGAGACAAUGGGGUUCGCUGCCUGCUAAUUUAGGUACUCAGUUUAUAAAUCCAGUUACGGGAAAGAAGAGAGUGCAAUGUAACGUUUGUCUGAAAACAUUUUGUGAUAAGGGAGCCUUGAAAAUACAUUUCUCUGCGGUACAUUUAAGGGAAAUGCAUAAAUGUACGGUUGAUGGCUGCAAUAUGAUGUUUAGUUCUAGGAGGUCACGUAACCGCCACAGUGCAAAUCCCAAUCCAAAAUUGCAUUCACCUCACCUACGACGGAAAAUAUCUCCCCACGAUGGCCGCAGUGCUCAGCCGCAUCCCUUAUUAUUGCAGCCACCCAAUGGCUUAAUGGCUGGUUUAAAUCCCUUCGGUAGUUUCCCCAUGUUAACACCUCCUCCAGAUAUGAGACACCAUUCUAUGGGUUCUCUAGGGGAUCCCAAACAUAACUCGGAGUACAUGCAACGAGCAUACAUGGACAACGCCUUAAUGCAUCGUUAUGAGGGUAGACAAAUGUCUGGAGCAGAAGUAAUGGGCGAUGACGAGGAAGAUGAUGAUGGUAUGGAUGGUGGUAUUCAUAUAGGCGACAUUGAUGACGAUGAUGAUGACGACGAUGGUGAAGGCAUUGUGGUGGUAGGUGAUGAAGGCGAUAGUAUGCUAGAUAAGACAAAUUCUGAAGAUUUCAGUAUUGAAGAUAAUGCUGCCGAGGAAACCACAUCCACCCUAGGAGAUAAUAGCCGAGAUCAUUUCGAUAGAUCUACAGAUACCAAAACUCCUGUUGAUUACUAUAAAACCAAAGAGAAACCCUUAGACUCGCUUAGAAAAGAGGAUAUGGAAGACGAUGGUCGUAGCACUGCAGAACGCCACAGUACAGAGAGCAAUGAUGACACUCUUAGUGUAACAGAUUCUUGUAGUUUGCGGGAGGAUUGUGAAAGUUCGUCUAACGCUUUAUCUCUGCAGAAUUCUGCUAAUGGCAGUGGUUAUCUUAUGAGUUCAUCGAGUAAACGCAAACGUAAAAAUCAAAAUCCAGUACGUUGUGCUAUACAAUCAAAUGAAAACUCCUGUGAUAAUUCCAAUGAUUAUGAUAUGGCAAAUGAUUUGUCGGUUAAGUGCAAAGCAAGAGAACAUGAAUCAGUUAAAGAGGAGGCUAACGAGGAGACUAUGUCCUUGGAUUUAACGAAACGAACUAGAAAAUCAGAAGAGCACACAAAUGAAGGAGCUAAAGUGCUGCCUUCACCGCCUUUAACUCCUAGUACUGGAACUAGUGAAGCAGCUAGACAUAGUUUAUUGGCCAGUACCCCAGUAAAAUUGGAGCCCAGGGAAUCAGAAGAGGAACAAAAGCAGUUGGAAAGUCCAAGGCGAACUGGUUCACCACAUGAUGUAGAGCAACAGGAGCACUCUUUAGAUUUAUCCUCCACACAAAAACAUGAUUUAAAAGAAGUUGCACAAUUCAAAGAAAACGGCUUAGCCACUGGUCUCUUAAUGCCCGUUAUCAAGGAAGAGCCCAAAGAAGAUUUAUGUUCAUCACCCACAACUAACUUUAACAAUUCCCCAGAAGAACCUGAAGAAGAAAAUCGUUACUUAAGAAUCAAAAAGGAAUUAAUGGAAGAUAAUUUUAAAAUAAACAUAUCAGCAGAAGAUAACAAUAACCUGCCCGAAAACCUAACCACCAAAAACUGCUCUCAAUCCGAACAACCAAAAUCGCUAUCAACAAUCACAGAGGAACACAAUGGCACUGAUUGUAUAGUAGAGGAGGCGGAAGUUCCCAUCGAUAAAGACAAUCCUUUGAAAUGCACCGCUUGUGGGGAGGUUUUCCAAAAUCAUUUUCAUCUCAAGACCCACUAUCAAAAUGAACAUUUAAAAUUGCAUCAUAAAUGUAACAUUGAUGGUUGCAAUGCUGCCUUUCCAUCCAAGAGAAGUCGCGAUAGGCAUAGUUCAAAUUUGAAUUUACAUCGCAAGUUAUUAUCCACCAGCGACAAUCACAACUUGGAUCCUUUACCAGAGCCCAUGAGUAUGAAUAAUAACAAAAAUUUCUCUUCCUCACCGACCAGUAAUAUAUCAACCACAUUGCAAGCGGAGUUUUUGGCAAGGUUAUAUGCUGGCGCCCAUGGUUUACCACCCAUUAAUUUUGAGGCACUUAAACAACAUUUUCCUACCACGCCCACCACACUACCAGGAUUUCCAGAUGCUACAACAGCAGCGUUUAUGAGUGAUCCUAGAUUCUUAAUGCAACACGGCGGUAAUCCUCUACUGUUUCCCGGCUUACCAGGACUACCAGGAUUUCCUCACCUAUCUCCCCACUUACUGGCUGCAUCCUCCUUUAAUGGUCUUAAUCCUUUCUGCAGAAGACCCUCAUCAGAGUCACAUUCACCACACUCGGGCACACCACCAGUCGUCACACCACGUUCUCCUCUCAUAGGUAAUCAAAAAUCUUCCACAAUAUUUUCAUCGAAUGAAUUAGAUUUAAGAAAUAAUUCUUCAUCACCCGUAAGUGUAAAUGAAACAUCCACUCCACAUCAUCCUUCUCAUCAUCAACAACAUACGCAUCAUCAGUCUCAACAUUUAUAUGGUGGUGGCAGUAAUGCAGUUGUUGGUAAUAAUAGUAGUUCCUUUCAACAUCAAAUCCAUCAGCAGCAGCAGCAUCAACAACAACAUCCAUCUCAUACUCCAGAUCGUAUAUCAUGACCCUCUAUGUCUGCAUCUCAUUAUCCACCCCAUAUGCAUUAUUCCGAAUUAAUGGCAUAUAGACAGUAAGUGAAAGAAUCAAAGAAUGAUACAAAAAAAGUUUAAAUUAUAAGUAGAUAUUUUAUCAUACAAGUAAGGUGCAAUAAAUAUAUUGCACAGAAGUUGAAAAAAGUAAAUUCAAUAAUUUCUUCAGUACUUAUUGGUUAUUAUCAGUUCCUGUUUAUAUUUCGUCCUAUAGCUAUGUCUAUAUUCUAGCCAAAAUUACUUUCUAUAGUCUAUCCUGUUUUUCGUCUAACAUAUAGUCCUUCCUUAAGUCAAGCCUAUGAUCAUAUCUAUAGAGUAGUAGUUUCAGUAAACUGGUGGCGGCUAACUACGAAAGUUUUUGACUUUUUUGAAGAUACUUAUGUAUAUGGGGUAUCUUUUAAGAGUGAAAACGAUGUGUUACCAAACUAACAAUGCUAUGUUGUCAAACAAGAAGAGGCUUUGUUGAAAUGGCAACCGAUUCUUUGACGAAUUAACAACGAGGUAUGGUCAAAAUGACACAAAACGUAAUCGAAUUGGCAACAAUGAGUUGUUGCAAUGACAACGAUGUAUUGUUAAAAUUACAACGGUUGUUGUCCAAAUUAUAAGUGGGUGUUUUUUAAAUUUUAUCACAUCCGUUGUCAAAAUGUUAACAAACAUGUUAAGCUGACUUUUAACAACAGAUUGUAUUAUUAAUUUCGGUAAUUUUCUACUGGUUCUUUCACUAUAGAUUAGCCUACGACUUUGCGUAUGGUUGUAUCUAAAGUCUAAAUUAUACUCCAUCUAUAAACUAGGCUGUGUCUUGCCUAUAGUCUAGCUAAUAAUCUUAUUUAUAGUCUAGUCUCUAGUCCUGUUUAAAGCCUAUAGUACUGCACUGUCUAUAAUCUCGAUUACAGUCAUUUCAAUAGACCAGCCUAUUCUUGGCUAUAGUCCAGCCUGUAGUUCUGGGAAUAGGCAGCAAAAAGUCUUUUCUAAGCUGUAGUCCUGUGUACAUUCUAGACGACUGUUCUGUCUAUUAAACUGUUUAUUAACAAAAGAUUCAGCUUAUUUUUUUUUAAUUUAAAAGGAUUUUUAACUAACCUAACUUACUGAUUUUGUUUAACUUGAAUCGAUUUCUGUGUAAAAAUAUAUAUAAAUAAAAUAAUGUAAAAGAAAUAAAUCAGCUCACUUAAAAUCUAUUACAUCAAAAUAGUAUUAUAAAAAAAUAUUAAAAUAACAAAAGAAAAAUUAUGGAUAAAAUUCAUAAAAUUAUUAAAAAUAAAAAAAAAUAAAUCAUUGAAAACAUAUUAGAAAAACACAAAAAAUACUCAAAAAAAUCAUAAUUGUUACAAAAAUCAAAUAAAAAUUAUUUAAUAAAAAAGUACACGUAUCAAUAAAAUUGUAUCUUUUACAGAUCCUUAGGUUUUCAUUUUUUUAAAUAAAAACAAAAUACAUUAAAUUUGAAAUAGACAAAAAACAAUAAUUUAAAAUUGACCUCAAUGA